Euleptes europaea (tarantolino) is the source of this 2415-nucleotide messenger RNA. It is a transcript of the gene VPS35, whose product is annotated as VPS35 retromer complex component. The record is from RefSeq and is a predicted model, not a curated record. Gene Ontology annotation, biological process: retrograde transport, endosome to Golgi; intracellular protein transport. Bases 25 to 2415 code for a protein of 796 amino acids. The transcript is spliced from 17 exons. Lineage: Eukaryota; Metazoa; Chordata; Lepidosauria; Squamata; Sphaerodactylidae. Gene Ontology annotation, cellular component: retromer, cargo-selective complex; retromer complex; late endosome.
GUUUGCAGGGCGCGACGUACCAUCAUGCCGACCACACAGCAGUCCCCGCAAGAUGAGCAGGAGAAACUCCUGGACGAAGCUAUUCAGGCCGUUAAAGUCCAGUCUUUCCAAAUGAAGCGAUGCUUGGAUAAAAGCAAGUUAAUGGAUGCUCUGAAACAUGCCUCCAACAUGCUGGGUGAGUUACGGACUUCCUUGUUGUCCCCAAAGAGCUAUUACGAACUCUAUAUGGCCAUUUCCGACGAGCUGCACUACAUGGAGGUGUAUCUGACAGAAGAAUUCGCCAAAGGGCGGAAGGUGGCGGAUCUCUACGAGCUGGUGCAAUACGCCGGGAACAUCAUCCCACGCCUCUAUUUACUGAUAACAGUCGGGGUUGUCUACGUGAAGUCCUUCCCUCAGUCCAGGAAGGAUAUUUUAAAAGACCUGGUGGAAAUGUGUCGUGGGGUCCAGCAUCCGCUGCGAGGCCUCUUUCUCCGCAACUACCUCCUUCAGUGCACACGGAAUAUCUUGCCUGAUGACGGAGAGCAAACAGAUGAAGAAACCACCGGGGAUGUCAGCGACUCCAUGGACUUCGUACUGCUGAACUUUGCGGAGAUGAACAAGCUCUGGGUGCGAAUGCAGCACCAAGGGCACAGUCGGGACCGGGAGAAGAGAGAGCGAGAGAGGCAGGAGCUAAGAAUCCUGGUGGGGACCAAUUUGGUCCGUCUCAGCCAGCUGGAGGGAGUCAACGUAGAAAGAUACAAGCAGAUUGUUUUGCCUGGUAUACUGGAGCAGGUUGUAAAUUGCAGGGAUGCGCUAGCUCAAGAAUACCUCAUGGAGUGUAUCAUACAGGUUUUCCCAGACGAAUUUCACCUCCAGACCUUGAAUCCUUUUCUUCGAGCGUGUGCAGAGUUGCACCAAAACGUGAAUGUCAAAAACAUUAUCAUUGCAUUAAUUGACAGGCUUGCGCUGUUCGCUCAUCGAGAAGAUGGACCAGGAAUCCCCACUGAUAUUAAGCUGUUUGACAUUUUCUCCCAGCAGGUGGCUACUGUCAUACAGUCCAGGCAAGACAUGCCUUCGGAAGACGUGGUGUCCUUGCAAGUUUCUCUCAUUAACCUGGCCAUGAAGUGCUACCCGGAUCGUGUCGACUAUGUGGACAAAGUCCUGGAGACGACGGUGGAAAUCUUCAAUAAGCUGAAUCUGGAACACAUUGCGACAAGCAGCGCUGUUUCAAAGGAGCUGACUCGGCUCUUGAAGAUCCCCGUUGAUACUUACAACAACGUCCUGACCGUCUUGAAGCUGAAACAUUUCCACCCCCUUUUUGAGUACUUCGACUACGAGUCCAGGAAGAGCAUGAGUUGUUACGUGCUCAGCAACGUGCUGGACUAUAACACAGAAAUCGUCUCCCAAGAUCAGGUGGAUUCCAUCAUGAAUCUAGUAUCCACGCUGAUCCAGGACCAGCCGGAUCAGCCUGCCGAAGACCCAGAUCCUGAGGAUUUUGCCGAUGAGCAGGGCCUGGUGGGGAGGUUCAUUCACCUCCUUCGUUCCGAUGAUCCUGAUCAACAGUACCUGAUCUUAAACACUGCUCGGAAACACUUUGGCGCGGGGGGGAACCAGCGCAUCCGUUUCACGCUGCCGCCUUUGGUCUUCGUGGCCUACCAGCUCGCGUUCCGUUACAAGGAGAACUCCAAAGUGGAUGACAAGUGGGAGAAGAAAUGCCAGAAGAUCUUCUCCUUUGCGCACCAGACAAUCAGUGCAUUGAUCAAAGCCGAGCUGGCGGAGCUUCCUUUGCGGCUCUUCCUCCAGGGGGCGCUCGCUGCCGGGGAGAUCGGGUUUGAGAACCACGAGACGGUGGCCUACGAGUUCAUGUCCCAGGCCUUUUCUCUGUACGAAGACGAAAUCAGCGAUUCUAAAGCGCAGCUGGCCGCAAUCACCUUGAUCAUCGGGACGUUCGAGCGCAUGAAGUGCUUUGGCGAGGAGAACCACGAGCCCCUGAGGACGCAGUGCGCCCUGGCCGCUUCCAAGCUGUUGAAGAAGCCGGAUCAGUGCCGGGCCGUCAGCACCUGCGCCCAUCUCUUCUGGUCCGGCCGGAACACGGACAAGAACGGAGAAGAGCUUCACGGUGGGAAGAGGGUCAUGGAGUGCUUGAAGAAGGCGUUAAAGAUUGCCAACCAGUGCAUGGACCCCUCUCUCCAAGUCCAGCUCUUCAUUGAGAUCCUGAACAGAUACAUCUACUUCUAUGAAAAGGAAAAUGACGCGGUGACAAUUCAGGUUUUGAAUCAGCUCGUUCAAAAAAUCCGCGAAGAUCUCCCGAACCUGGAAUCGACCGAGGAGACGGAGCAAAUCAACAAACACUUUCAUAACACGCUGGAGCACUUGCGGUUGAGGAGAGAGUCACCGGAGUCCGAAGGGCCCAUCUACGAAGGGCUGGUCAUUUAA